AUGAAGAGAGGAGCCGCCAAAGCUCCAGCAGGAUCCUUGGUAGUCGCGAUGGCGAUGGAGAAUGUUCACAAGGACGAAGAAGCGAUGAUUUCCAGGAGAACUACGGGAGCAAGCAGCGAGCAGGAGAAUACGCCAGCAGGAUCCACCUCCAAUACUGGUACCGCAUCUGGAUCGACGGGAUCAGGACCAGGAUCGCCGUCAUCUUCAUCGUCAAAGGCAUCCGGAUCCUCAACAAACGCCCACCAACGAAAGACUACCAACAACAACCAUAAUAACCACAGCGACAACACAUACUACGCAACGACCUUCAACUGGAUGUACUAUGCUACAGAGCCAGUCGCCGCUUCUGCUGCUGCCAGUCCUUCCACCCGCUUUGGAUCCAGAAUCGAGGAUCAUGCAGGGACAUCCUCUUCGACGACGUCUUCUUCAGGGAAUGCAUUAGGAGGAGGAGCGAUUAUUUCAACGUCGAUGGCUACGGCUGCGACGGCUGCAGUUGCGAGUCAUAUAGCAAGAGAGCGCGAGGCUUUAGCAGCAGCAUCUGCAACAGCGGCAGCCUUAUCUUCUGGUGAGCUGCAGGGGUCUGAGUCUACCAACAACUCCGACACCCUCGCCAACACCAACAACAGCAUAGACAGUACCAUCACCAACAACGCCAUCACCUCAGCCACAACCACAGCCACUACAACCACCACCACAGCCACUACAACCACAACCACCACAACCACAACCGCAACCACACCUUCAGCCGACAACGACAAGAAUACCCAAUCCUUCCCGGCCCGCCUCACAACCCUCUUCCCCCAAGCCUCCACAAUAACCGUCGCAUCCACCACUCAAUUCCUCCACUCCAUCCUCCUCUCCUCCACAGAAGCCACCACCGCAUUCCUCUACAGGACCUUCUCCCCAACUUACCGAAUCUGCACACUCUACAAAACCUCCUUCACGGACGGGUCACAACUCCGGGGGCUGACCAGGAUGAAAGAUUCGGUGAUGAGGGCGGAUGCGGUAGUGCUGGUGAAGAGCUCUGCGAAGCAGAUGAAGGAUGUUUGGGGGAUGGUGAUGGAUGCUUAUGGGGUUAAGGCGAAGAUGACGAAGGAGAAGAAGCGACAGGAGGAGAGGGAGAAGGCUGUGAGGGAGACAAGGGAAAUUGUUGAGGAAAGGAUUCGGAGUAAGAAGAUCGGCGAGGCGAUAGUGGCAGCGACUGAAACGGCACCAACGACCACGGAAGUGGAAGUGGAAAUGGAAGUGGACGUGGAGAGGAGGAAAAGUGUGGGCGAUGACGGAGAUGGUGGUGGCAGUUCUGAAGGCGGGAUUGAAAGCAUGGGCGAAGAGUAA
Molecule: messenger RNA, 1335 nt
Organism: Linnemannia hyalina
Lineage: Eukaryota; Fungi; Mortierellomycota; Mortierellomycetes; Mortierellales; Mortierellaceae
Source: the annotation of a GenBank genome assembly